Molecule: messenger RNA, 1254 nt
Organism: Pistacia vera
Lineage: Eukaryota; Viridiplantae; Streptophyta; Magnoliopsida; Sapindales; Anacardiaceae
Product: chromatin remodeling protein EBS
Exons: 5
Coding region: 265-939 (224 amino acids)
Molecular function (GO): chromatin binding
Source: RefSeq, a predicted model, not a curated record
AUAAAGGGAAGCUGUAAAACUCCUUUCUAUAGUUACAGUCUUCUCUCUCUCUUCUUCUCUCCCUCUCUCUGUGCUUCUCUCAAUGAGGGCCUAGGGUUUCUCUUCACGCGAAAAUUCUAGGGUUCAAAGUACUACAGCAGCGCAUUUCAACCGUUGGAGGAACUGAAACGUUUUCCGUCGUUAAUCUAAACACAAAAACGGCCCUUUUUUUUUUUUUUUUUUUUUUUUUUUUGUUUUAGCUAGAAGACAUAAACCCUAGCUUUCAUGGCCAAAACUAGACCAGGGAUCACAACCAAGACCAAACUGGGCAAAAGAGACCUUGAGUCUUACACUAUCAGAGGCACCAACAAGAUUGUUAAAGUUGGGGAUUGUGUGUUGAUGCGACCAUCUGACACUGGUAAGCCCCCUUAUGUGGCAAGAAUAGAGAAGAUUGAAUCUGAUGCUCGAAGCAAUAUUAAGGUUCGUGUUCGGUGGUACUAUCGCCCUGAGGAAUCACUUGGAGGAAGGAGACAAUUCCAUGGAGCUAAGGAGCUCUUUUUGUCAGACCACUACGAUGUGCAGAGUGCUCACACAAUUGAAGGGAAGUGUAUUGUUCACUCUUUCAAGAACUAUACUAAGCUUGAGAAUGUCGGCGCAGAAGAUUACUACUGUAGAUUCGAGUAUAAGGCUGCUACAGGGGGUUUUACACCAGACCGAGUUGCUGUAUAUUGCAAAUGCGAGAUGCCGUAUAACCCAGAUGAUCUCAUGGUACAAUGUGAGGGGUGCAAGGACUGGUAUCAUCCUGCUUGUGUGGGCAUGACUAUUGAAGAAGCAAAAAAGCUUGAGCACUUUGUUUGUUCUGAAUGUUCAUCUGAUGAUGAGGUCAAAAGAUCCCAGAAUGGAUUUGCUUCAUCACCAACUGCUGAUGUCAAGGUGGAGCCCAAGCGGCGGAAGAGAUGAGUAUAUUUUGGGGGCAUUGGUGUGCAUGAAGGAAGGUUGCUUGUCUUGCCGUUGUUAACUUAUAGAAUGUUGUCAUGUGAGCUGUAUAGUCCAGAAAGCUAUGUUGUGCUCUGGUCGGACUGGAGCCUGUUAGUAAUGUGUUUAUUUUGAGACAGUGUGUACUUAUUCUAGGUUUAGGAGACGUCUCUUUUAAAAGCUGUCCAGGAAAUCUCAAAUGUAGUUUUCUCACAAUUAAACAUUUAAACCCAGGAAUUUGAGUAACAGUAUUUCUUUGUGAACCGCCUGGUAGCGCAUCCAAGAUAUCUGGUUUGUUGA